UGCUUUUCAAUAAUAAACGACAAUUUUAAUGGAUUUUAUAAGAUAUUUUAAUAUAAAAUAAUUUUUCUUAAGUAUGUAUAUCAUACAAUAGUGUAAUAGUACCAUAGACAUACUAUUGUGGACAUGUGAUUAUUACCUGUUAUUUCAUACAUAUAACAUCUGAUAUUAUCUAGUUAUUAGCUAUGAUACAAUUAAAAUAAUUAAAAUAAGAGGUUAUAACUAAAAUUAUUUAUACUGAAACAUUACACAGUAACUUUCAAUAAUUCUUUCAUUUAAUACAAAAUGAUAUUAAAUGUUCUCAAACAGGUUACAGCAUACUGUCGACGUCCUUUAUUUAACGAGACAGUGAGAUUAUAUAGUAUAUAUGAACCGCCGUAUUUAAAGCAAAAAGAAUAUGAGAUACCAAUUUGUCCUGUUUUAAAUAUACAAAUUAGAGGAUACAAUUAUCCUGUACUUGAGAGUUAUCAAAGCUUUGUUCAUAAAGUAGCAAGUGUAUUUAAUUUUACUAUUGAUCAAAGCUUUCCUUUACCACAUAGAGAAUAUAAGGUAAAAAGAUAUAAGAAAGGAGGUACUGUAGUCGAUGCUGAAUAUGAUUUAAAAAUUUAUGAGAGAGAUAUACAAAUAUCAAAUGUGUCAUCUAUAAAAUAUCCUAUUCUUAUUAGAAUAUUAGAAGCAACUUUACCGGAAGGUGUUACAUUACAUGUUGAUAAAUAUGAUCCAUCAUUAGAAAGGAAACGUUUUAUACCAAAUAGGGAGUUGAUUGAUACCAAGAAAGAGUUAGAUGAAUUAAUUAAAAAUAGAGGAAAAUAAGAGUAAUAAUUACUAAAAAAUUAUUAAUUUAUAUAACAAUAAAAAAUUAGUUUUGUGUUGUAACUGGAAAAAAUAUUGAAGGAAGUUUUAUAAUUCAUAUAGCAAUAAAUAAAUAAUUCAGUUAUGUAAUUUGAAAAUAACUUUUAUUGUGUAAAAAUUAUGUACAAUAUAAAAGUAUACAUGUGCUUAUUCAAGUUUUAUAUAUAUGUAAGUAUAGAAAAUAUAUAUACAUAUAUAUAUCUUCGUAUUUAAAUUGAAAUCUUCUUUUUAUAAUA
Messenger RNA from Bombus huntii, 1085 nucleotides. It is a transcript of the gene mRpL48, whose product is annotated as 39S ribosomal protein L48, mitochondrial. Gene Ontology annotation, cellular component: mitochondrial ribosome. The transcript has 4 exons. The coding region runs from base 283 to 810 and encodes 175 amino acids. NCBI's taxonomy places the organism in Eukaryota, Metazoa, Arthropoda, Insecta, Hymenoptera, Apidae. The record is from RefSeq and is a predicted model, not a curated record.